This is a messenger RNA of Mycena citricolor, 2219 nucleotides long. The record is from the annotation of a GenBank genome assembly. NCBI's taxonomy places the organism in Eukaryota, Fungi, Basidiomycota, Agaricomycetes, Agaricales, Mycenaceae.
GCUGUGCUUGCUCCCUCCUGUCUCUUUCUCCCACCAGCAUGUCUUUCUUUAAGCGGAAGGACAAUAACAAGUCUAUGAUCCCUCCUGUUCAAUCUGAACAGCCCAGGGACUAUGGAAACAGUACCAAUCCUCGUCCUGUGCGAUCCAGUGCCAGCACGUAUGUGGCCAGCCGGGAUGGCGACCCGUAUGCCAGUCGCACACCUUCUUACCCAUCCGACAACAAAUACAAUGAACCCCACAAAUCCAACAACGACAGCUAUAGAUCCAACAGCCACGACGAUGGUUACCAACAGCCUCGCGAAGCUCCGCGUGACCGCUACGGCCGCAACAACGGUGUGGGAGAUGUGUAUUCUCGCCCCGGAGAAAAGUUCUCCCAACAAGAUCAAGACCGUGCUGCCCUUUUCUCGGGAUUCAAUCCAGAAAAGUCCGGCUCCGGCAGAUUCUUCGACGGAGCUGAUGUCGGCCGCGAUCCCCCCACUGGAGAGGAAACGGAGGAAGAUGUCGAGGGGAUCAAGAAGCAAACCAGAGUUUUGAAGCAGGAGAGCGCCAACUCGACCCGCAAUGCUCUUCGUCUCGCACGAGAGGCUGAAGACACUGCCCGAAACACGCUGGGGAAGCUAGGCACUCAAUCUGAGCGACUGGCUAACACUGAGCGUCAUCUCGAUGUGUCCAAAGGGCACUCUGCCCGUGCCGAUGACAAGACAGAUGAGCUGCGGCAACUCAACCGUUCGAUCUUCCGUCCGGUGAUCACUUUCAACAAGGAUGCGAAACGUGCCGCCCAGGAGGCCAAGAUCCAGGCGCGCUAUGACGAUGAACGGAAUGAGCGCGAGAAGACCAUGAUGGACAUCAGAGACAGUCAAGACCGGCUGGGCCAGGCUCAGACGUAUGGGCGGGAGGAGGUGCAGAUGAUCAACGGUAGACGAUUUAGGACAGAGGAUCAGGUCUCCGCCCGCAAAGAGCAGCGGAAGCGCUUCCAGUUCGAGUCCACCGCGUCGGAUGAUGAAGUGGAGGACGAGAUUGAUGACAACCUGGACGAGAUCGGUGAUGCCACGAAACGACUCAAGGCUCUUGGGAUGGCGAUGGGUCAAGAACUCGACCGCCAGAACCAGCGCAUUGAUGUUAUCGAGCAGAAGACGGUCAAUCUGGAUAACAAGAUCGUCCGCAACACCGACCGCGUAACUCAAGCGCAUCAAGUAGAGUGUUGCUUUUACGCGAUAUGUCACAUUCACGUGACGGUUGUUAUCAUUCUCGAUUUGCUUCCGCCGUCCUCAUUCCCAGCCGCAAUGGUGUCUGAAUAUGAACGACAACGCGCAAGGAACAUUGAGAGAAACAAGGCACUUCUCCUGGAGAUAGGGCUGAAAAAACCACUUGUUGAACCUAAAGAAGUCAGACGCCCUAAGCCCUCUAAGAAAAGGAAAUUGGAAGACGACUACGACAGCGCUCCCCCUUCGAAAGUCACCAGAGUUGAUCCCGCGAUCACGGCAGUGGCUCCGGACUCUGGAGGGACACUUUCUUUGCGCCGGAGUGGCCGAAAUGCCGGGAAAGCAGUUGACUACAAGACCGAAAAGACGACCAGCUCACCUAUUCCUAUCUCUUUCACGAGCGGCAUACGGACUACAGAAAAUGAAGGACGGCUGGGGAAGGAAGCUGGCACCAAGCGCAUUCACGAUCCCAAGGUGUUCGGGUCCAUUCCUGGCGUUACGGUGGGAACGUGGUGGGAGAGUAGGGAGGGAUGCAGCGCAGAUGCUAUCCAUGCUCCGUGGGUGGCAGGGAUCUCUGGAGGCCAUCAAGGCGCGUACAGCGUCGCUCUCAGCGGAGGUUACGAGGACGAUGUGGACUGUGGCUACGCGUUGAUCAGGUUGGUUCCCUCGAGAUCUUCGUGGGCAGGGCUGACGUUGCCGUCCGGCCUGCUUCGAAGUGUUGACCGUGAUCAGCUGCGGACGGCACCGCAAAGCUCUGACCAGACAUUUGAAAACUCGUUCAAUAAAGCUCUCCAAAAAUCGUCCGAAACCAAGAAACCUAUUCGGGUCAUUCGAGGCUACAAGCUCAACUCCCGCUAUGCUCCCUAUGAAGGAUAUCGUUAUGAUGGCCUUUAUCGGGUCGAGAAGGCCUGGCAAGAGCCUGGUACGGAGGGUUUCCUCGUCUGCAAAUUCGCUUUCAAACGCCUCCCCGGACAACCUGACCUGCCUGUUCGAGAAGACGUCUCGUCUGAUUCUUAG